This is a messenger RNA of Balaenoptera musculus (blue whale), 2368 nucleotides long. RefSeq names its product galactosidase beta 1 (gene GLB1). The transcript is spliced from 16 exons. Lineage: Eukaryota; Metazoa; Chordata; Mammalia; Artiodactyla; Balaenopteridae. The record is from RefSeq and is a predicted model, not a curated record. Gene Ontology annotation, biological process: carbohydrate metabolic process. Gene Ontology annotation, molecular function: beta-galactosidase activity. Bases 89 to 2071 code for a protein of 660 amino acids. Gene Ontology annotation, cellular component: vacuole.
GGCGGUGCCAGGCCGCGGGUCCUCAGUCAAGUGACACCCGGCGGCUGCCCGGGCGCUGACUGUGGAGCCAGGAGGCCGGAGGGUGGAUAUGCCGGGGGUCGUUCGCAUCCUCUCCCUGCUGCUGGUGCCGCUGCUGCUGGGCUCUGCGCGUGGCUUGCACAACGCCUCCCAGAGGACUUUCGAGAUCGACUACGGCCACAACUGCUUCCUCAAGGAUGGCCAGCCCUUCCGCUACAUCUCGGGAAGCAUUCACUAUUUCCGCGUGCCUCGUUUCUACUGGAAGGACCGGCUGCUGAAGAUGAAGAUGGCUGGGUUGAAUGCCAUCCAGACGUAUGUGGCCUGGAACUUCCACGAGCCCCAGCCAGGACGGUACGAGUUCACUGGGGACCAUGACGUGGAGCAUUUUAUUCAGCUGGCACAUGAGCUGGGACUGCUGGUCAUCCUGAGGCCUGGACCUUACAUCUGUGCGGAGUGGGACAUGGGAGGAUUACCUGCUUGGCUACUAGAGAAAGAAUCUAUUGUUCUCCGUUCUUGUGAUCCAGAUUACCUUGCAGCUGUGGACAAGUGGUUGGGAGUCCUUCUGCCCAAGAUGAGGCCCCUCCUCUAUCAGAAUGGAGGGCCGAUUAUAACAGUGCAGGUUGAAAAUGAAUAUGGCAGCUACUAUACCUGUGAUUACAACUACCUGCGUUUCCUGCAGAAGCGUUUCCAGUACCAUCUGGGUGAGGACGUGCUUCUGUUCACCACGGACGGGGUGCAUGAGAGGCUCCUGCAGUGCGGGGCAUUGCAGGGGCUCUAUGCCACCGUGGACUUCGGAGCAGGUGUCAACAUCACAGCUGCUUUCCUAAUCCAGAGGAAGAGUGAACCCAAAGGACCCUUGGUCAAUUCUGAAUUCUACACUGGCUGGUUAGACCACUGGGGCCAACCUCACUCAACAGUCAAGACUGAAGUGGUGGCUUCCUCCCUUCACGAUAUUCUUUCCCGAGGGGCCAGUGUGAACAUGUACAUGUUUAUAGGUGGCACCAAUUUUGCCUAUUGGAAUGGGGCCAACACGCCCUACCAAGCACAGCCCACCAGCUACGACUAUGAUGCCCCCCUGAGCGAGGCCGGGGACCUCAGUGAGAAGUAUUUUGCUGUGCGGGAUGUUAUUCAGCAGUUUGAAAAAGUACCGGAAGGCCCUAUCCCUCCAUCCACACCAAAGUUUGCAUAUGGAAAAGUUGGUCUGAAAAAGUUAAAGACAGUGGAGGAAGCUCUCAACCUUCUGUGUCCCUCUGGACCCGUAAAAAGCGUUUAUCCCUUGACAUUUAUCCAGGUGAAACAGUACUUCGGGUUUGUGCUGUACCGAACAACACUUCCUCAAGACUGCAGCGACCCGACACCCCUCUCUUCGCCCUUCAAUGGCGUCCACGAUCGGGCCUACGUCUCUGUGGAUGGGGUCCCCCACGGAGUCCUUGAGCGAGAUAUUGUGAUCACCCUGAACAUAACAGGGAAAGCUGGAGCCACCCUGGACCUCCUGGUGGAGAACAUGGGGCGUGUGAACUACGGCAGUUCUAUCAACGAUUUUAAGGGUCUUAUUUCUAACCUGACCCUUGCUUCCAAAAUCCUCACCGACUGGGAGAUCUUCCCACUGGACAUGGAGGAUGCAGUAUGCAACCACCUGGGGACCUGGGAUGGCCAUGACAGCGGCUGUGCCCACAGCGCAUCUGACUACACACUCCCGGCCUUUUAUGUGGCUAAUUUCUCUAUUCCCAGUGGGAUCCCAGACUUUCCCCAGGACACCUUUAUCCAGUUUUCCGGAUGGACCAAGGGUCAGGUGUGGAUUAAUGGCUUUAACCUUGGCCGCUAUUGGCCAGCACGGGGCCCCCAGAUGACCUUGUUCGUGCCGCAGCACAUCCUGGUGACCUCGGCCCCAAACACCAUCAUCGUGCUGGAGCUAGAGCGUGCGCCCUGUGGGCAUGGUGGCCCAGAACUGUGCACCGUGGAGUUCGUGGACAGGCCGGUGAUCGGUGCAGUGAAGACCCACAGCCAUGUCCCUGCAGACCAACACCAAGACUCAUGGCUGGACCGUGUGUGAUGACAAGGACUGUGACCCUUUGGAAUUCUAGCCUUGCUCAUACCUCACAUGCCCCUCGGAAGGUCAACAUUCACUGGAGAGUUUGAUUGGAAAAUAGAUUAGGUGUGUUCUCACCUGAGGUUUCUGACGGUGCCUGACGCACCCCCGUCUGGCUGCGUGGACAUAGGGUGAGGGUGGCAGCCCAGCAACACACAGAGGCAUCUGCAGAGUUGGAAUGGAAGCGUUCAAUGUGUUUCCGAUUUUUAUUUUGUACAAAUCAUGUAGUCUUUUUAUUAAAUAAAAUUUGUAUUCAAAUGA